Kwoniella shivajii is the source of this 1368-nucleotide messenger RNA. RefSeq lists its product as uncharacterized. The coding region runs from base 1 to 1368 and encodes 455 amino acids. The transcript has 2 exons. NCBI's taxonomy places the organism in Eukaryota, Fungi, Basidiomycota, Tremellomycetes, Tremellales, Cryptococcaceae. The record is from RefSeq and is a predicted model, not a curated record.
AUGAUUCCCCUCGAUGCUCCUGGGCCUUACAACCCGUUUAACUCUUCGCCUUCCACCCCAUACGUUCCCCGUGAUCUUGACUAUUACCAACACGCUUUCGAGGAACUCGAAGAAGACGAUACUCAUCUUGUCACAGAUUCAAAUGAGGAAAGAGCGAUAUCAUCACUCCCUACCAUCAUUCAUCAAGAUCCACUUCCUGAUCAAGCUGAAAGACCAAUCAUACGAUUACCAUUAAGAGAUCGAAUUACUUUUAAGACCAUCCCUACCGAACCAAGGUUAGAUAGAUGGAGAUCUACACCUUCUCUUUCUUUCGGUUCUUCCACUUCGUCAGAGCAGAUAACGCACGGACCAUCAAGAGGGUGGAAUCGAGCUAAUUCCCGGAUCGCCCCACCUGAACAUCUCGAGCUUGGGACUGACCCAAAGUCCACAUAUCGUGCACGUAAUGACGAUGGGAAUGGUCAUGAAGAACAGAAAGAGAUAUUUGAAUUGAGAAUGGAAGUUCAGGUUUUAAAGUUUAAGAUUCGUUCGAUGAAUGAACAUGCGGACCAUUUAAUUUCCUCCCGAUCACCUUCAUUCGUCUCUCAAGCCCUUGCACGGUUAUGUGGCGUAUUUUCACCUUCGCGGCUAUUUCAUACUGCCAUUCACAAUCUGGCAUUCGCUGUAGGAUCACCUAAUCCCAAUCCAUGGUAUACCGACUCCGCUUUGUUGGACGAGUCAUUCUCGAGGUCCCUUCGAAUAGUUUUAGCUGAAUAUGAUGCUAUUGAAACCCUCUCGCUUGCGAUACAGCCUAAUCCAAAGGAUGCAGCCUCGAUAACAAAAUAUACACCACCUGAUGUUUUGUGGGUUUUGGUCCAGACUGCGGAUGAGAAACUACUCGAUAGCCUCGCAAGAACCAUCCAAGUUAAUUUGGAUAGUUGCAAGUCUACCCAACGUGGCGUUAUCUUGAGUCUGCUGUAUAACAAAGUGGAGGAAACCAGAUCAACCAUCUCUGAAGGGUGGAAAUCAUGGUCUGAAAGUGUCGGUUUACUGUUUGCUCAAAAUCGCUGGGUAUUGCACGAUAAUUGUGGUGAUAUCACACGAGUUACCUGGAAGGAGAUCACUUGGGCGAUGAGCAGUCUGACGAGGAAGAGGAAAAGAGAUAGGGAGAAUGAAGAUGAAGAAGAAAUCCAACAUCGAAAUUGGGGACAUAAGAGGAAGAGAUGGGAUCAAGGUCUCUUUGCCCUUGCCCAUUUGAACAAUCGCGGACAUGGGCGAGGAGGUCGGAGAGGGCAAGCCAGAAAGUACGGUAGAGUACGAUUGAAUAGUAGUGAUAGAGGUAGAAGAUUGGGUGAUAGCAUAUUCAGAGGUGGGCUGAGGUGGGACAGAUAA